This is a messenger RNA of Coregonus clupeaformis (lake whitefish), 5015 nucleotides long. Its product is annotated as transcription initiation factor TFIID subunit 4. The transcript is spliced from 16 exons. The record is from RefSeq and is a predicted model, not a curated record. NCBI's taxonomy places the organism in Eukaryota, Metazoa, Chordata, Actinopteri, Salmoniformes, Salmonidae. Gene Ontology annotation, molecular function: protein heterodimerization activity; DNA binding; RNA polymerase II general transcription initiation factor activity. Gene Ontology annotation, cellular component: transcription factor TFIID complex. Gene Ontology annotation, biological process: transcription initiation at RNA polymerase II promoter; DNA-templated transcription. Bases 320 to 3232 code for a protein of 970 amino acids.
UGUGGUAACAGCAGUUGUCGGACAGAACUGCAAAAACAACGCAGCCAUUUUGAGUCGAGAAUAAAAACUCAAAAGAGCAAAGAAAUCACAUUAAUGCUCUACAAUGUAUCAAAAUAAGUACAAUCGGUAACAUCUCGUGUGGUUAGUUUCCAUUUGGCAAUCCUAUCUGUACUGUCGUCCCAAUUUUUCGUCCGCGCUAUCUCAUCCGGCUGGAAUUCCAAAAUGCAAUUUAAAACCAUUUAUCCCAAGCUUUAAAUCUAGCAAUAACCAAUCAGAGCACCCGGAAUCCGAUGUCAGUGACGGAGUAUCCAAUCGGCGCAUGCGUCUCACGAGCGAGCGUAGCAGGGUAAAGAUGGCGGCGGGCUCGGAUUUGCUGGAUGAUGUUUUCUUCAACACUGAGGUGGACGAGAAAGUAGUUAGUGAUCUAGUUGGAUCUUUGGAGUCUGAGCUCACCGGAUCGGGUCGCGGAAACUCUGCAGUCAGGAUACAGGCUGCCGCAAAUCACAUCGGCAACUCCAAUGUCCAGGACAGCAAAAUGGGACUUUCACAAGAGCUUGCUAAACCAGGGACUAGCGUCCAAGGGGGUGUCAUUAAUAGUACGAGGUCCACCAUGGAUACAGCGGCGGGAACGACGGCUGCGGGCUCGAGCAUGACAGCCGGACACAGUCAGAGUAAGACGGGGACAGCCGGUGGUGUGUUAACAGUGGUUCCCGAUCACCGGGAAGGGAUAGGAAAAACUGGGGCGGCUGGUGUUGUACAAACUUUAAAUGGAAGUAACGUUGUAAUAAACUCUCAUAAUUUGGUGAGCUCGGCAAGCAGCACAGUGCCCGCCGUCACGGUUGUCAACAACGGACCAGGCUCCGUGGUCAAAGGAAACGUAAUCUUACCCUCAACUUCCAGCACUGUCAUUCAAACCUCUCUAAUGCACAAUGCUGUCACUUCAACUGUAAUAUCGUCUCAGCCGUCUGUUCUAAACAGUGUGCCCACUGUCACGCUCGUGAGGCCGCCUAUGCAAAACCCCGGAACAGUCACAUCGCAGAGCGGGAGAAAUACCUUUCUGACAUCAACUGUCAACGUCGCCCACCCUGCAUGUUCAGGAGCACAAGUCAACAAGUCGGAGACGCCAAAAACGAUCAUACAAACGACAGCACAGGUGACGGGGACGACGACAGCAGCUUUAGGGAAAAGCCCGGUUUUACAAAAUGUAAGGACCUCCAUCCCAUCGACUAUUGCUACCAGUCCUGGUGGGAUAAGGGCGAUCGCGCCUCAGGUGUUGGCCCCAAUACUUCCGCAGCCCCAACAGAAUGCUCCAAACAUCCAAAACAUUCAGCUCCCCCCAGGGAUGGUGUUGGUGCGCAGUGAGAGUGGGCAGCUGUUAAUGAUCCACCAGCAGACCCUGGCCCAGAUGCAGGCUCAAUCCCAGUCCCAGAGCGCCAUGACCCCACGGCCAGCCACCCCCACCAGCACUCCCCCUGUCCAGAUCACCUCUGUACAGGCUCCAGGGAUGCCCCUCAUGGCCCGACAGGUGACCCCCACCACCGUCACUAAGCAGGGCUCCCCUGCUCAGAGCACUGUCCAGGCCACCACCACCCUCCAGAGGCCUCCUGUACUACAGCAGAACACCAUUAUGCUGGGUGGGGCAGCUGCCACCCCAAGUCAGGCCCCAGUGCAGCCUGGCUCGGCAGCAGCAGCAGUCACCCAGCGAGCAGGGACUCCCGGAACUACUGGGGCACCAGGAACUCCCACUACCAUUACGGAGACCCUGGAGAACGUGAAGAAAUGCAAGAACUUCCUUUCAACGCUGAUCAAGCUGGCAUCCAGCGGGAAGCAGUCAUCUGAGACCACGGCCAGCGUCAAGGACCUGGUCAAGAGCCUGUUGGAGGGUAAGAUUGAAGCGGAGGAGUUCACCAGUCGGUUAUACCGGGAGCUCAACUCCUCUCCUCAGCCAUAUCUUGUGCCUUUCCUCAAGAGGAGUCUCCCUGCACUGCGUCAGAUGACCCCAGACUCGACAGCCUUCAUUCAGCAGAGCCAGCUGCCCCAGGCCAGCGCCCAGCCUGCCUCCUCCUCCACGGCCCUGACUUCUGUGGUGCUGGGGGGCACGGCCGCCGCACAGAGACCCCCUCUUAACAGCACCACCAGCCCCGGGGCCAAGGGGACCCUGCACCAGUCCCCUGUCAUCAGCCUGGCCCAGACACCUCACAGCAAGCCUGGCCUGAUGGUGCCCCAGCAGCAGGGGGCGAUGGCGAGUCCUCAGGUAACUCUGGCCCAGGCGCCCAUGGUUACUCUCCGAGGCCAGCCCCACAGUCGCAUCAUGGGACAGCCGCAGGUGGUCAAACAGCUACAAACAGUUCCUGUAGUGAAACAAGCUCUAGCAUCAGGGGCCAAGGGAACACUGGGGCUCCAGUCUAUGCUCUCUGUUGCACAGAAGAACAAGCUGAAGGAGGCAAGCGGAGGAACCUUCAAGGAUGAUGAUGACAUUAAUGACGUGGCCUCCAUGGCUGGAGUCAACCUGUCAGAGGAGAGCGCCCGUAUCCUGGCAACCAACUCUGAGCUGGUCGGCGCGGUGACCCGCUCCUGUAAGGACGAGGCCUUCCUCUACACCUCCUCACUAACCCGGAGAGUACAGGAGAUCGGUAGGAGGUUUGGGGUGACUGACCUGGGGCCAGAGGUUAUCAACUACGUUUCCCAUGCUACACAGCAGCGGCUGCAGAACCUGCUGGAGAAAGUGACGGAGGUGGCGCAGCAGAAAAACAUCACCUUCAAGGAGGAUGAUAAGUAUGAACAGGUGAGUGAUGUGCGAGCCCAGCUGAAGUUCUUUGAACAGCUGGAUCAGAUGGAGAAACAGAGGAAGGAGGAGCAGGAGAGGGAGAUCCUGAUGAAGGCUGCUAAGUCUCGAUCGCGGCAAGAGGACCCAGAGCAGCUUCGGCUCAAACAGAAGGCCAAAGAGAUGCAGCAGCAGGAGCUGAAUCAGAUCAGGCAGAAGGAGGCCAACAUGACGGCCCUGGCAGCCAUCGGCCCCAGGAAGAAACGGAAAAUGGACUCCCCUGUCAGCGGAGCCGGGGCUGAGGGCUCUGGCUCUGGUCCCUCUUUGUCAGGUGGGUCCAGUAGCGGAGGCUCCAGACCUCAGCGCCAGCGCAUCACCAGGGUCAACCUCAGGGACCUGCUCUUCUGUCUGGAGAAUGAGAGGGAAACCAGCAGCUCGCACCUGCUCUACAAAGGCUUCCUCAAAUAACACACAGAGAGACCAGUCUCGCCCAGUAACAAUUCCAGAGAGACAAGACAUUGAGAGAAACCAGUCACUCUGAUGCACCUGACGCAGUCUCCAAUAACCUCCCCAACAGAUAAGAGAAACCAGCCACUCCCAAUAGUACCUCUCUUAUAGGGCCAAAUGGACCAGCUACACUUGAUGGCGGCACCUCCUCUUCUGUGCUCUCCUACAAUCAUGACCUCCUGGGGGAAAGGCAGACCAGCGGCACCUGGAGUAUUAAUAUUCAGCCGAGCCCUACACGCCCUCCUCAAAGAGAGACCAGGUGAGGUGGUGGGACUGACCUCUGACUAGCGCCUCUCACACUUCUGUAGGGACCAGCUACUGGCAACCUGGUCCCCUCCCAUAAACUGCCACCUGGUGCCCUGGAGGGGAAAUUCUCCUAUUUGUGAGGUCUCCUUUGGGUCUGGAAACAUCCUCAUUCACAGUAGGUACAUAGCUUUUGCAUCCUUUAACCUCAUGCAAGAGGCCUAUAUGAUUAGACAUUUAUAAAGAACCCCAGUGAGGAGGACCCUUUUAACACGGUUAACGAACAAAUGUACAAAACUGCAGUAGUAACGUCAAAUCCCUGACGAUACAGAAACUCUGGGCCUUUUGUUGGGGGAUACAUUUUAUUUGUCCUAUUUUAUAGUCAUUCAUUCUAGUGCUAUUGCCUGUGUAUUUUUUUUAACGUGACUGAUACAAGUGUUCUGCUGAGUUGCCUUCUUACCAAAAUAAGCCAUAUGAAUCAGACAUGUCUAACUCCCUAGAACUCUGAUAACAUAACAGGACCUCUACUUGUUAUUCAGUAAAUUCUCCACUGAGUUUUUAGGCUUUGUUUGAUUUCUGUUUUAGUAUCUCUUCCCGUGUGCUUUUGUGUUUUGACUUUGUUUUGAAUCAGUUAUUAUGAUUAUGUCAACAUGUCUGUUGAAAAGAUAAUGUACAUGUAAACGCACGCAAUCUUGCGCUCACACACACAGUCUAAUUUAUGUUGCACUUGUAACAUCCUAUGGAAAGUCUGUCAAUCACAGUUAGAUUUUUACUGGUAAAAUCAUAUGUUUUUACCAGUAGACUGUGGGGGGGAAAGGAUAAACAUUAACAGGUUUAUGAAUAGUUUUAUUUUCAAAAGAGGCAUGUAAAAUAAUUUACAGUAAUUUAAUUGUUGAUGCAACAAUGCAAAGUGAGACUGAGACGUUGAGGCAAAGUUGACAAUAGAUAGCCUAUUUAUGAUUGUGUGAUAGAAUGCAGAAAAUAGACUGAAUACGGACUGCACCCCCCGACUGUUUUUUUAAUCAAGCCGUCGGUCAGAGGGAUACACCCACUUUAUAUAUAUAUAUAUUUUUUAAAUAUAUUUUUUAAUGCACAUACUAAUUGGUUGUUUCUUAAGGUUUUGGAUGGUAGUGUAUGAAAUAAUGUAUAUUGAUGAAACCUUUCUAACUGUACAUACUUCAGUUGGCCUUUUGUUAGGUCUAUCAAUAGAAGAUGAAUUCUCUCUUCUCAACAUUGUUUUUCUCUCUGCUAAUCAAUCAGUAUUGAUAUGUUUUUAUACCAUCGCCCCUGGCAACUGUUACACACCUUUCCCUCUGUCCAUUUUCUAUCAUAGAACACAGUUUUCAGUGAAAAACUGAAGUAUAUUCUGUAAAUAUAAUAUACAUUUUGCACAGCCACUUGUUAAUAUGUAAAUACUCUAAUUGAAAGAAAGAUGUUUAAUGGUGAUUGUUUAUAGAGGAUUGAGAGCGAAUGAUCUCCUUCAUUAAAAAGUGAAAAAUAA